This is a messenger RNA of Styela clava, 3755 nucleotides long. RefSeq lists its product as uncharacterized. NCBI's taxonomy places the organism in Eukaryota, Metazoa, Chordata, Ascidiacea, Stolidobranchia, Styelidae. Gene Ontology annotation, cellular component: nucleus. Gene Ontology annotation, biological process: regulation of gene expression. The record is from RefSeq and is a predicted model, not a curated record.
UAGGUUUUCCAUUUUCUGUCUAAUUGUUUUAAAUCUUCUCUUUUUCCAUGCUAAUAUAAAAAAAAUAUUUAUUUAUCCAUUUUAUGAUGCUAUGCGUAUGAUGGAAUAUGGACAAUGCUCGAUACAAAUGGAUUUAUGACAAAUACUGGAUUUUCAACAUUGGGUUUCAUAUGUACCGUAUAAUUAAUUGCUUAUACGGCUAUUGCUUUUUCUACAAUUAUCUGAAUUGGAACUCAAUACAUGCAAUUGUUUUCCAAAAAAAAAAAGUUUGUAUGAAACCAAAAUUGACACUUUAAUUGGCAUAAUAAAAAAAUAAAUAUAUAUAAUUAAAUAAUUCCAUAUUGGCUCUUGAAUUCGAUUCGGCACAAAAAAAAAAUAGUGAUUGGCGUUACCGAUGUUAUGUUAUCCAUGUUAGGACAUUAGUGAUUGCCGUUACUGUACUGGUACAACACAGUACUUGGCCGUAGUGACCUAAUUUUUUAGGGACACAGUCAGUCAAUGGGGGAGGAGUCACAUAUGCAUAAAUAGUUGCUUGACUGUGCAAAUCUCACUAGAAAUUAUUGUGGUUCAAAAUUACACCAGGCCCUAGGGAUGAAAAUAAAUCCUACGGUACGAACAAUUUGAAAAAAUAGAAAAUAUCAUUAUUGACAUUUUAUCUUUACUGCAUUGAAAAUAGAAAUACUUUUGAAAUUCAAACAAAAAUAUUUAACUGUACCAAUAAUAUUAUUCAUAUCAAGUCUACAUGGAAUCUGCUUGCAGUAGUGAAGUUGAAAUUCAUUCCUCAAGAAUAAGAAAACAACCUAAAAAUUGUCGAUGUGAAGAACACAAAGUGGAAUUUAAAAAACGAAAAUCAUUUAAAAAAAAAUUUUGUUUCAUAUGUGGGCAAUUGUUGACCAUUACCGAUAGUUUGAAAAAACAUUUGCGGACUCACAUUGAGGAAAAACCACCUGAACCAAGAUCAUUAAAGAAAUAUGUGCCACAUCUUCCUUGUGUAAUAUGUGGGCAAUUGUGUUCCAAUAUUGAUAGUUUGAAAAAGCAUUUGCGGAAUCACAUUGAAGAUAAACCACCUAAACCGAGAUCAUUAAAGAAAUAUUUGCCAGCACGUACUUGUGAAAUAUGUGGGAAGUUAUCGGCCAAUAUCAAUAGUCUGAAAGAGCAUAUGCGAAUUCACACUGGAGAGAAACCAUACUCUUGUGUGAUAUGUGAAAGGAGUUUUUCUGUACUUUGUAGCUUGAAACGACAUAUGAAAACCCACAGUAAAGAACGACCACAUUCUUGUGAAACAUGUGGGAGAUGUUUUGCGGAAUCAAGUUCUUUAAAAAGACACGCAAGAAUUCACACCGGAGAAAAACCAUACUCUUGUGAAAUAUGUGACAGGGCCUUUGCAAUAUCUAGUAGCUUAAGACGGCAUAUGAAAACACAUACUGGAGAAAAACCAUAUUCUUGUGAAAUAUGUGGAAAAUGUUUUACAGAAAGAAAUUCUUUAAAAUAUCACAUUAGAAAUCACAAUGUAGAGAAACCACAAUUUUCUGAAACAUGGGAGGAAUGUUUUGCAGAAACAAGCUUGCUGGAAGUAAGUAAAAUGACUUGCUCUGAAGAAAAUAAUUUUACAGAAACAAGUUUUUUGGAAGGACAAAAAAGAACUCACUCCGGCGAUAGUAGUUUUACAAAGACAAGCUGUUUUGAAGAACUUAAAAAAACUCGCUCCGGUGACAAUAGUUCUACAGAAACAAGUUUUUCAAAAGAGCAUGAAAGAACUUACUCUGGAGAUAAUAGUUUCACAGAAACAAGCUCUUUUGAAGAACAUAAGACAACUCACCCUGGAGAAAAUAAUUUUACUGAUAUAAGCUAUUUAGAAGAGUAUAAAAGGAUACACUCUGGAGAUAAAACCUAUCCUUGUGAUACCUGCGGAAAAUGUUUUAUUGAAGCAAGCUCUUUGAAACGACAUAUAAGAAUUCAUACUGGAGAAAAACCAUAUUGUUGUGAAACAUGUGGGAAAGGAUUUUCGGUUUCAAGUUCUUUGAAACAACAUAUGAUAACACAUACUAAUGAAAAGCCACAUUCUUGUGAAACAUGUGGUAAAUGUUUUUCUAUGCUAGGUUCUCUGAAACGACAUUUAAGAAUUCAUACUGGAGAAAAACCACACACAUGUGAAAUAUGUGAUCGAUGCUUUACAGUAUCUAGUAGUUUGAAACGACACAUGCAAACCCAUACUGGAAAGAAAUCGUUUGAAGUUUCAUUAUCGAUGGUUCUACAACGCUGAAAAUUAGAAUUUCACAGCCGAUGAUGGCCUGGUUAAUUAAAGCAUCAGAUGUAAUCAUGAAGGCUAACUUGAAAGAUUCUGCUCCUUCCAGAUCAUGUAGUACUCGGUUCGGUAACCAUUAGCAUUGAAAGAGUCAUUUAACAUUCAUUCAAUCAAACUCAAACCUAUUCGGAGCCGCAACACCCACUCUAGUGUCAGUGGCAAUUAAAACUCCCAGACAACCACAUGAUGCAACAAUCUAUAAUAAUGUGUUAUUAGUGAGGAGUAGUUAACUUUAUGCCUCCUUUUGCAUUGAAUCCUUACAGAUUCUAACAAAAAACUGCUGUAACCCCUUUUAUUCACGGGAGCCGGAGCUCUGAGAACAAAAAUCUGAAUGUGGCUUCGGAGAUACAGGUGCAGAUCGCUGAUUAAACAGCACCUAACAAGCAGUGGAUGCUUGUACAGAGCCUUGUUCAGAGUGGAAGGCAUAUAAAUACAUGCUAUAAAAAAAAAUUUGGGGCAAGUGCUUUAUAUCUGAUGAUAUAUGUAAAUUCAUGCGAUAGUAUAUGAGCAGUGUCAGUACACUGGCAAAGCACUUGCGAAUUGGUAUUGAAAAAAAGUCAUUACUCUGUUAAAUAAACCUUUUCUUGAACCAUGUUUGGUGUCCAACACUGACUAAGCAUAGCUCAGGUAUUGGAGUUGGUGGAAUAUUAAAUGUAGGAACUGAAUUGUUCCAGCUCCUAACUAUCUAAAUGUAAUUAUUUGUAAUUUCCUAAUAAUUUAUUCCAACACUAAUUUGUUUUUAAUCCCUGCUAUUAUCUCAAGUAUUAGGUUGAAUUUGUACAUUUAAAAAAUUAAUUUCAAAAUUUGAAAAAUCCCACUUCUGUUAAACUGCACUUGGGCUAAUGACACUCAAUGGCCUUCGGGCUCCUGAUACAAGUGAAAAAUUUCAAACACGUCCCAGCCCUGCUUGAUUAAAUAAAGGAUGUCGGUCAUAAAGUGCAGAACUUUUCUUUCUGGAUUCAGACCAAGGAUGUCCAAAACGAAUUCAAUAUUUGAAUACGUUUGGAAUUGGUUAUAUUAAAUUCCCAAUAUUAGGAAUAAUUUAGAAUUUUAUCAUUUGAUUUUUUUCUUUUGAGGAUUUAUUAUCUUAUGAUACAAUAAAAAUUAGUAACUUUAGACAAAAUGAAAUACAAUGUUAGUCUAAAUUAUUCUGCAUGACUAAAUUUGAUUUUUACAAUUUAUAUGUGUCUUUGAGAAUUUUCUUGUUGAAUGGACCCAUUACAGGAUAUAUUCAAUAAAUACUUAAUAAACGGUUCGGCAUCGCUGAUUAAUAACCACAGUUAAUGUUUUCGUUUUUUUAUUUUGUUAGUGUGUGAGUGAACAAGCCCAAUGUUCUUUUUGUUGCUUCCUCCGAUUUCAUAUAUUUUACUUUAUGGUGUUAUUGAUGCUUUUCUAUUUUGUUGUUUAUCAUUGUAUUAAAAUUUUGCUAUGAGUAUAUAAUUGUAUCCUA